Molecule: messenger RNA, 1097 nt
Organism: Perkinsus marinus ATCC 50983
Lineage: Eukaryota; Perkinsozoa; Perkinsida; Perkinsidae
Exons: 8
Biological process (GO): ceramide biosynthetic process
Cellular component (GO): Golgi membrane; endoplasmic reticulum membrane
Molecular function (GO): sphingomyelin synthase activity; ceramide cholinephosphotransferase activity
Source: RefSeq, a predicted model, not a curated record
UCAAGGUGGGGUAUAUUGUUCUUCAUCAUAACCCUCCUCAUCCACAACUGGGUACACAAUUGUGUCUACAUGCUAGCUGGACAAUAUGGCGUGUAUGGUCCAUAUGGUCGUCCUGGCAACCCUGUUGUGGACCUUCUAUUUGAGCUCUUCGGCCCUGGGCCAGUGGAUUGGACUCCGGCCCCUGGCGACGUCAUCCUAUACUGUACAAUUGUGAUGGGUGUUCUCUAUGCUCUGCGGCCUCUGCUUUUCCCCUUCCCUUUUCGCACGAUGAAUAUACUCUGGCGUUGGGCAGUGGUGGCUAGUCUGGCAACUUAUGCGAGAUUGGCAUCAUUCAUAUUCACGAUCUUGCCUGGUCCAGCUGAGCAUUGUUCUGAGGCAAACUUCAACCCACCGACUACGGCUGGCGAGGUAUUCAAACGUAUAUUUGUUUCUGGAGGCUGCAGUGACCUUAUAUUCUCGGGACAUAUGCUCUACGUUAUCAGCAUUACAUGCGCAUUGUUCCGCUACGCUGAGCACUGGUCCAUCAAAUACUUUGCACUUGUACUCAAUAUAUUACAGGGCUUCCUUAUCAUCGCGUCACGUCGACACAACACAGUGGAUGUGGUAGUUGCUGCAUACGCAGUGCCGUGCAUAUGGUGUACGUUCGCUUACUUUGUUCCUAAUGAUUUCGAAGUGGAGACCCCUCCAGAGAUAACCGGUCAGCCACAAAGUACAAGUCCCGAUGCGGCAGUUACAGAAGCUAGCUGCUAUGGUGACUCACCGGAUUUACAGUCACCUACUCAAGGACGAGCAAGUGGCUCGACCGCAGUGUCAGAUAUUGAGCUAGGCGUUGGGAGUGACAUUCCGACUACUGCUAUACCGAACCAUACACCACCAUGAUGAUGAUUAUCGACGAUUCAAUGGCAUUUUGUAAAGGACUUAUAAUAUAAACAGAUUUGUAUUGCUACCUGUCGGGUGGCAAAAAGAAGGUUUUUCGCAUCUUGGCGGCGUCUUGGCCAGUGUGCUGUUAGUGCGCCGUGAAGUGAACCUGCCUCAUUCGUGGCAUUAAGAUCUAUGAGUUAAGUUACUCCGUAUGUUCUCUUCUACUUCUCCUACUU